Brachypodium distachyon (stiff brome) is the source of this 1915-nucleotide messenger RNA. RefSeq lists its product as uncharacterized. Lineage: Eukaryota; Viridiplantae; Streptophyta; Magnoliopsida; Poales; Poaceae. The transcript has 3 exons. The coding region runs from base 249 to 1583 and encodes 444 amino acids. The record is from RefSeq and is a predicted model, not a curated record.
UCCGAAGCCACAAGCAUUUCCAAAUCCGAGGUACUUUGCGUUUUCCAUCUCUCAAUGUGAUCCUACCCUUUCUCUCCCCGUUAGUUCGCAUUUCCAUCUCUCUAUAACCGCGUUAGAGGGAAGUCUCAUUACAGCAUUGGCAUCCCUAAACACCAGGGCGACCAGUAAAAACACAGACAGGAACAAAGAAUCAAAGUGAAGGAGGGUCCGAGAACGAGGCCGCGAAACCCGCAGCUAGUAGUAUCGCGAUGGCCGCCGGGGACGCGCCGACGGGCGCGGGCACGGCGGAUCCCGCGACGUCGACGCCGCUGCUGCAGCUGCGGCGGCGGGGCUCGUACACGCGGUCCAUGUCGCACGCGCGCGACGAGCUCCGCAGCUUCCGCUCCUGCCUCCGCCUGAUGUGCGUGGACCACUCGGACGGCGCCAGCGCGGCCGCGUCCUGGCUCGUCUUCGCCGCGCUCGCCGUCGCCGUCCCCGUCUCCGCCCGCGUGGCGCUGCCGCGGCGCGCCUACGACACCCAGGUGCAGGCCUCGCUCACACUCUCCGCGGCGCUCGCGUACGUCACGCUCACCUCACUCAUCCGGCGCCGGGGACUCCGCCGGCUGCUCUACCUGGACCGGCUCCGGCACGACUCCCAGGACGUGCGCGCGGGCUACACCGUGCAGCUGGCCGGGUCAUUCCGCCUCCUGGCAUGCUUCGUGCUCCCGUGCUUCCUCGCCGACGCGGCGUACAAGGUGUUUUGGUACUGCGCGAACCGGCCUUUUGCCGUCCCGUGGUGGUGGUCGGCCGCGGCGUGCGCGCUGGAGAUGGCGUCGUGGAUGUACCGCACGGCCAUGUUCUUCAUGGCGUGCGUGCUGUUCCGGAUCAUAUGCUACCUGCAGAUCCUCCGCAUGACGGGCUUCGCCAGGGAUUUCGGGCAGUGCGCCGACGUCGCCGCCGUGCUCAGGCAGCACCGCCGCAUCCGCGACCAGCUCCGGCGGAUCAGCCACCGGUACCGGAGGUUCAUACUCUACUGCCUCCUCCUCGUCACCGCCAGCCAGUUCUCCGCGCUCCUCGGCAUCACCAGGCCCCACGCCAAGGUCAACAUCGCCACCGCCGGCGAGCUCGCGCUGUGCUCCCUGAGCCUCGUGACAGGGCUGCUCAUCUGCCUGCACAGCGCCGCCAAGAUAACCCACAAGACCCAGGCGAUCACCAGCAUCGCGGCGGCAUGGCACGCCGACGCCACCAUCAACAGCGCGGAUCGUGACCAGGAGAACCCCAGGACACCCAGCAAGGCGAACCUCCUGCAGGUGCAGCAGCAGCAGCAGGGGCCCGCCGCCAGCAAUUCCUCCGGCGACGAGUCCGACGACGACGACGAGAUGUCCCCGAGCGAGGACAGCCUCGACACCUCUAGGUUCACGUCUCUCCACGUCACCCACAUCUCCUACCAGAAGAGGCAGGCGCUAGUGACCUACCUAGAGAACAACCGCGCGGGCAUCACGGUGUUCGGCUUCGUCGUCGACAGGACGUGGCUCCACGCGCUCUUCAUGAUCGAGUUCUCGCUAGUCAUGUGGCUGCUCGGGAAGACCAUUGGUAUAUCUUAAAGGCUGUACGUCCGGCUCUUUGCCUUGUAUAUGUACUACCGAGUAUCACCUAGAUCGCCACCUCUGAAGGGUGUAAAUUGAACGCAGAUAGAUAAGUAAAGUUUACGCGAAAUGUUAGCGGGUAAAUGUUUACCUAGAAAAAUUUGGAUAAACAUUUAUCUAUGACACUUUCUGUUUAUAGCAAAUCUAUAAUACUUUCUGUUUAUAGCAACUUUUUUUCUCACACAAUCCAUGCUACGGAGUAGUACUACUUUUGGCUUUUUGUGUGUAAAAUUUAUAUCUUUGUCGGAAAUAGCUACCUUCGAAAAUAGAUGACACCAUCAUUUUCUACA